Messenger RNA from Sphenostylis stenocarpa, 696 nucleotides. The record is from the annotation of a GenBank genome assembly. Lineage: Eukaryota; Viridiplantae; Streptophyta; Magnoliopsida; Fabales; Fabaceae.
AUGGCAGCAUCUUCCCUUGCAACAUCUUCCAUCCUCCUCCCAUUCACAACUACCCCGAAAUCCCCUCGCCUAUUUGCCUCUUUCCCUUGCAAAAACCAUACCCUCCUUCCCAACCUCCGUCUUGGAUACGUCUCAGUCUCAGCCUCAGCGGCUUCAACCCCAUCCCCCUCCAUCCAAGUCGACAAAUCUCCACUCUCUAACGCUCCUUCCAAGGUUCUUCCCUUUCGGGUGGGCCAUGGUUUUGAUCUCCAUCGGUUGGAGCCCGGUUACCCCCUCAUCAUCGGUGGAAUUAACAUACCCCACGAAAGAGGUUGCGAGGCUCAUUCCGAUGGGGACGUUCUGCUUCACUGCGUCGUCGAUGCUAUUCUAGGAGCGUUAGGUCUUCCUGAUAUAGGUCAAAUAUUUCCCGAUUCUGAUCCUAAGUGGAAGGGUUGUGCCUCUUCCGUCUUCAUCAAAGAAUCUGUUAGACUUAUGCAUGAGGCUGGUUAUGAGAUUGGAAAUUUAGAUGCUACAUUGAUACUUCAGAGGCCAAAACUAAGCCCACACAAGGAUACUAUCAAAGCCAACUUAUCUGCACUGCUUGGAGUGGACUCUUCUGUCGUAAAUAUCAAAGCAAAAACUCAUGAAAAGGUAGACAGCCUUGGAGAGAACAGGAGUAUAGCGGCUCACACAGUUGUUCUUCUUAUGAAGAAAUAA